Messenger RNA from Orbicella faveolata, 2069 nucleotides. RefSeq names its product zinc metalloproteinase nas-15-like. The record is from RefSeq and is a predicted model, not a curated record. Gene Ontology annotation, biological process: proteolysis. Gene Ontology annotation, molecular function: metalloendopeptidase activity; zinc ion binding. NCBI's taxonomy places the organism in Eukaryota, Metazoa, Cnidaria, Anthozoa, Scleractinia, Merulinidae.
GACUUAAACAGUUAAUAGUUGCCAGUAUAAUCAGUAAUUAAUAAGGAGAUUAAAACACCCCGUGUUGAGAGUGAGCAAGAUGAAAUGGUUAGUCUCCCUUUUGUUGCUCAUCACGGUGUUUCUGAGCGCAUCAGCUUCAAAUCCUGAGGAAAACCGGGGUUCUAGGAACCCCAAUCUGCUGGAAGGAGAUAUGAUCCUUUCAAAUCAGCAGAUAAGGAGAGCUGAAAAAGAAGAAGAUGUCGAUAGAUCCCGUAAAAGAGCAGCAAUGAAAUCCAAGCUUUGGCCGAAUGGAGUUGUUCCUUAUAUGAUCGAUUCAAGUCUUAGUCGAAACUCCAGAGCUGUGUCCGCCAUCAGAGCUGGAAUACAGGAAUGGAGCUCAAAAACAUGCAUCCGUUUUAAAAAGAAAGCAAGAGAAUCGGCUUACAUCAGGUUCAAAUCUGGCUCCGGAUGUGCGUCAUAUGUUGGAAGAACAGGUAGACAACAAGAUAUUUUUCUCGCCUCAGGAUGCUGGUACAAGGGAGUUGUUGCUCAUGAAAUUGGGCAUGCUAUCGGUUUCUUCCACGAGCAAUCUCGCCCUGAUAGAGACUCUUUCAUCACUGUAUUCUACGGAAAUAUCCGUCCGGGGGCGGAGCGAAAUUUUCACAAGUACCCCAGAUCAACGAUUGACUCUCUUGGCACUAGAUAUGAUUACGGAAGCUUGAUGCACUAUAGGAGCACGGCGUUCAGCAAAAACGGACGACCAACUAUAGUUCCCAAGAGAUCAGGGGUUACUAUUGGUCAGCGUCUAGGGUUAAGUUCCAUUGAUGCACAGCAGGCGAACCUGCUUUACAAGGCCCAGUGCGCUCUACGGCCAGGAGUGACUUGCAAGGACAAGACACGCAGUUGUAGAUAUUGGUCUUGGAGACGUCGCUGCAGAUGGAGUAAAUACGUCAAAGCAAACUGUAGGAAAACCUGCAAACUAUGUUAAGAGUUUCAAGCGACUCGGAAGUCGACCAGUAAACAGUGCCAAUUUCGUACUAGCGAGUUCAUUCAGGUCUCUCAAUGGAUUAACAACAGCACCUGUUUUGUAAAGGUUCAUUAUUAGUUUGUACAAUUAGCAUUAAAUAAAUCGAUUGCUUGUCAGCAUGUCGGCUAUUUUACGGUUUGUAUUUAGCUCCCGUCAUAUUAAAACAGUUGCAUGGCAACGAGUGCGUGUGAAUUGUGCCAGUCCCUGCUCGGGAAUUGUGUCUUUGUACAGAACCAACAGAUUAGCAACACUGAUUAGCAAAAUAUUAGUAGCUUUGCGCUCUACGGUGUACUCUCUUAGAGAAACUGAUAUAUUUUCACUGUGUAAACCUGCUUCCAACUCUUAUGGUCUUCAAUCGUUCAUGUAUUUUGCUUGCAAAACUUAGAAUUCUUCACCUGAGAACAUUAGAACGGAACUUACUUUAACUGGUUUUAAGCGCCUCUUGAAAACAGUCUCCUUACAGGCAUGAUUACUGAUUUCCACACAAGUUGUUUAUUUUAAAUUGAUUUCUUUUAUAUAAAGAUAUAUACACAUAUAAUGUACUCAAACAUUAUUGUCAGUAGCAGUACUUUUUGUUUUUCUCUUUGCAAUGUUUAUUAACACCGCAGAUGUUAGCUUUUUAGCUACCCUGUAAAUGCCAGUCAAAAUAAAGUUAUAUAUUUAACUAUGUAUGUAACACAAACACUUCACCAUCACUACGAGCAAUACCACGCUUUUGUAGUUACGAAUAUAACCACGCCAAUAUUAAACGCUUCUCUAUACCGAUUCUGUUUUAUGCUCUUGAUUCUAGAGAGGUAGCACCGUGACGAUGAGGAUCCUUACCAUUAUUAUCGAUUUAAGUACUUAAAAUAUAUUUCAAUAUUUAGAGAGGAAGUCAAAUCAACAUUUAAAUAUCUUCAGCCGAUUAAACCACUAAAAAUAGGCGAUUUUCAUGGUGGCGUCUUUUGACAUCAACUAGCAAAAUGUAUUUCACUCGUUCUUUUUCUCGUGCUCAUAUAGACAACUGUUGCCUAAAACCCUCUGUGGUUUAAACGUUCAAACAAUAAAGGAGAAACGUAAUGAA